AUGCCGCCAUCGCAUCGUCACCACUACGGAGAGUCGGCGCACGCGCCGGCGAAAGCGUCUACGUGCCGGGCACCUGACGCCCAUAGGAAUUACCGGCGAGUACGUGACCAGCCGUGUUGGCAUCAGAGCGAAUGGCAAUCCAUCGCGGAGAUUAAUAGAGUAGAGAAGCGGUCGAGGGGACCUCUGUCACUGACGGGAGAAGCUUCGCGCCGACGACAGGGAAUGGGGAUUGACGUGCCUUUAUGUACAACG
This is a messenger RNA of Iphiclides podalirius (scarce swallowtail), 252 nucleotides long. The record is from the annotation of a GenBank genome assembly. Lineage: Eukaryota; Metazoa; Arthropoda; Insecta; Lepidoptera; Papilionidae.